AUGGAUACGGUGCGCGAGUCACCUCUAGGUCAAUUUCUACGAGCAAUUACCGGUAAUAGGAUUCUACUUUAUCCGGAAGAAAAGCCAGGAUUUGUUUCAUCGAACCCAGAAGAGACAAGAUACCAGAUUGAAUCCAAACAAAGUCUUGGCGGCGACUCUGCUAUAACUCCAGCACCGACUUCAUACUUCCCGCCGGGUGCCAAUUCGGAUGGAACGCACGCGCAAGAUGAGACAAAGAAUAUAGUUGGCUGGUACGGCCCGGAGGAUCCAUCAAACCCCAGAAACUGGUCGUCAUGGAAGAAGAGAUUUGUUACAUUUCAGAUAUGUUUGUACACGUUCGCCAUAUAUUCUGGCUCAUCAAUCUACGUGCCAGUUGAACCCCAAAUAAUGGAAUAUUUCCAAGUCAAUCAAACGAAGGCUUCAUUGGGUUUGGGAUUAUAUGUAUUGGGCUAUGGCCUCGGUCCGUUGCUUUUCUCGCCCUUGAGUGAGGUUCCAUCGUAUGGUCGCAAUAUCCCAUAUAUUACCUCCCUCAUCAUCUUUGUCAUACUGUGCGUUCCCACCGCUUUGGUGGACAAUUAUGCCGGACUUAUGGUUCUUCGACUUCUUCAGGGCUUUUUCGGAAGCCCCUGUCUAGCAAGUGGUGGUGCCUCAAUGGCAGAUAUGUACUCGGAUAUUUACCUACCGCUAGGAUUUACCAGCUGGGUUGCUGCGGCGUACGGUGGACCAGCUCUUGGUCCGGUUUUGUCGGUCUUUUCAGUCGCCGCAAAGGGAUGGCGCUGGGCAAUGUGGGAAAUUCUUUGGAUGGGUGCACCCAUCCUUGUCCUUAUGGUCGUCUGUCUUCCAGAGACAUCAGCCGACAAUAUACUCCUCCGUCGUGCACGACGACUACGCAGAGUUACUGGAAACUCGAAUAUUUCGUCGCAGUCGGAGAUUGCGCAAAAUAGUCGAUCAUUUCCCAACAUGCUCCUUGAUACCCUGAUCAAACCUGUCGAGAUAAUGGCCAAAGACCCAGCCAUCCUGUUCGCCAAUCUCUAUACCUCCCUGGUUUAUGGAAUCUAUUACUCCUUCUUUGAGGCGUUUCCAUUGACCUAUCCGGCCAAAUAUGGGCUUGAUGCUAAGGAUGUCGCGCUAAUCUUUAUCUCAAUCAUAAUCGGCUGUGCGCUUGCAGUUGUUGUCUAUAUUAUUUAUCUUUAUACCAGCCCCAUGCCUGCUCUAAAAGCCAAUGGCCAACUCACACACGAGAACCGCCUAGCCCCUGCUCUAUUCGCUUCUUUUGGGCCAACAGUCGGACUUUUCAUUUUUGCCUGGACUACCAACGGUAAUAUUCAUUGGGCUGUGAGCGCCUUCGGCAUUGCCCUAUAUUCAGGAGCUGUCUUCAUUAUAUUGCAAUGCGUACUUGUCUACCUGUCGCUUGCGUACCCAAAGUAUGCAGCCUCACUGUUUGCCGGAAAUGAUUUAUCACGAUCUGUUGUCGCAUUUGCGUUCAUCCUAUUCUCCCGGUUCAUGUUCAUUGACCUCGGUAUUGACAAAGGGGUGACUCUGUUAGCUGGAUUGAGUAUCCUAGGGAUUAUUGGAAUGUUUAUUCUCUACUUCUACGGUGCAAAUUUCCGUGCUAGAUCUAGCUUUGCGGAGCAUAGCUGA
Molecule: messenger RNA, 1641 nt
Organism: Penicillium samsonianum
Lineage: Eukaryota; Fungi; Ascomycota; Eurotiomycetes; Eurotiales; Aspergillaceae
Product: MFS transporter
Exons: 8
Coding region: 1-1641 (546 amino acids)
Biological process (GO): xenobiotic detoxification by transmembrane export across the plasma membrane
Molecular function (GO): fluconazole transmembrane transporter activity
Source: RefSeq, a predicted model, not a curated record